Messenger RNA from Exaiptasia diaphana, 349 nucleotides. Its product is annotated as ras-related protein Rab-7L1. The record is from RefSeq and is a predicted model, not a curated record. NCBI's taxonomy places the organism in Eukaryota, Metazoa, Cnidaria, Anthozoa, Actiniaria, Aiptasiidae. The transcript has 3 exons. Gene Ontology annotation, cellular component: plasma membrane; endosome membrane. Bases 28 to 264 code for a protein of 78 amino acids. Gene Ontology annotation, biological process: endocytic recycling.
UAAAUAAUGGUGGUGUAGAAGUCCAAGAUGUCGUCUGAAGUUCUGUUUAAAGUGUUGAUUAUUGGAGAUGCUCUGGUUGGUAAAACCUCCUUUGUACAAAAAUACGUACAUGGUAACCCUAGAAGAGAAUACAAGCCAACUAUUGGAGUGGAUUUUGCUUUGAAAGUUAUACGAUGGUCAGAUGAUAUGACAGUUCGGCUGCAGCUGUGGGACAUUGCAGGUAUGAAUUUGGUGUAUCAAAAUAUGUCUGUUCUAGGAAACUAGCUACAACAAAGUAACUGAAAAAACAAAAAAUAGCGAUGAAUUUGAGCCAGUGAAUCAACCAUUAUUUAAUAGUCAAUCAAGUUAA